This is a messenger RNA of Dioscorea cayenensis subsp. rotundata (Guinea yam), 294 nucleotides long. RefSeq lists its product as uncharacterized. NCBI's taxonomy places the organism in Eukaryota, Viridiplantae, Streptophyta, Magnoliopsida, Dioscoreales, Dioscoreaceae. The record is from RefSeq and is a predicted model, not a curated record. The transcript is spliced from 4 exons. Bases 1 to 294 code for a protein of 97 amino acids.
AUGCAGAGGAUGAAGAGAUUUGGAGUUGCAGGAGUGUUGUCAUAUGGGCUGCUGAAUACCAUAUAUUAUCUGACAACAUUUCUCUUUUUGAACUUGCUGAUGGCUCACAUUACAUCUUAUGCUCUUGCAUUAGCUCCCAUUGUUGACAAAGGCUUGUCAUUGUUCACUGUGAAGUUUAACUUCAAGUCUGAAGGAAAGGCAUUCGCGAUGAUUGUCGGGUUAUGCUUCAAUUUGGCUUUUAUACUUAUCUUCUGCCUGACAUUUCUUUGGACAAAGAUCAUCAUGUCAAAGUAA